Vigna umbellata (rice bean) is the source of this 1021-nucleotide messenger RNA. NCBI's taxonomy places the organism in Eukaryota, Viridiplantae, Streptophyta, Magnoliopsida, Fabales, Fabaceae. The record is from RefSeq and is a predicted model, not a curated record.
CAUUCCAACCAGUCCCACUUGCUAAUAAUGCACCCUCAACCUCUUACAGAAAGGAACCUUGCCAGAAGUAAUCACUCUCUCUGUGGACAUAUAUAGGGUUUCCUUUCAUCUACACAAUAUUGGAUCCAUCAACACCAGAGGCCUCAAACACUACUUACUUCUCUGCCAUCACUAGAUAUGCUUCAAUCAACCUCUGCAAAAUAGAUUUCUGCGUCUCCAACAAAAUUGGUUUUGUUGGAUCUUGGAAACUAGGUUUGGCUUCUGUUUAAUAAUCUCUGGUCUCAUCAGUUAUCUUGGAAGGAAUACUUUAAGCUGCUAUUUAAGCUCCAUCGUCACCAAUGAAGAAAAGGAGCAUAUAGAAUAAAUUAAUUUAAUAGAAAUGGAUGAGAGAAUUUGUAUAUCUGAGGAAGAAAAGAGUGAAAGUAGCAGACCCUCUUCUGCAAGUCUCAGAAGAAAACGUUCAUUCUUCGAUUUGAAUGAAGAAGCUGUGGAUGAUGGAGAUGGUAGCACCAGUGAUGAUCCCAUCAGUAACAAUGAGAUAUCAUCUCAAGAGGGUAAUUUGAGUAGUAACAAUAACUCAAGUGAUGAAGGGAAAGAGCGUGGAACUGCUGUUAGGCAAUAUGUUCGGUCCAAAAUGCCAAGACUCCGUUGGACCCCUGAUCUUCAUUUAGCUUUUGUGCAUGCUGUCGACAGGCUUGGUGGACAAGAAAGAGCAACCCCCAAGUUGGUUCUCCAGUUGAUGAAUGUGAGAGGACUUAGCAUUGCACAUGUAAAGAGCCAUUUACAGAUGUAUCGAAGUAAAAAGCUUGAUGAGUCUGGCCAAGUUUUGUCUCAGAAUAGGGCAAUGCAGGGAAGGCACAGUAUUUUCGAUAUGUAUGGAAGACUCAAUGCCCCACGACACUUUGUGGUUGAUAACAGAAAUUAUGUUCCAUCAUCUCUGCUCAUGGAACAAUCACCUUAUCAGAUCAGUGCUCACUCUUCAAGAUUACACCCGACAGGGUUUUUCAAUAGUCACCACAUG